CAUAAUCAUGUCACUAAUUCAAUUUUAUUCAAAAUGAAAAUACUUAAUUUGGUCGUCAAAAUAAUUCAUUAACUUCUGUUGUUUUUUUUAGUAAGACGUAUUUAAUCAUUGAAGAGCUUAAAUUUUACAAUUAUGGAUCUACAACAAACCGUACAGGAUCUAUUCACGUAUGAAAAUGGAAAAUUCACACAAUUUUGUCAUCUGUUGCAUGCGGAAAAAAUCAUGUUAAACAUGAUGCAACCGAUAAAUCGGCGAAGUUUUAGCAAUCCAGAGCUUCGUGAUGAUAAUGUUAUAAUAAAUGAAAAUUUUCAUCGAUUUCGUCAAUUUUUGAUAACGAAAAAUUUUCAACAAAUUUCAAAUAAUGAAUAUAACAAAACUAUUGUACCUAAUUCUAGUGAACAGCCAAAACCUACAGAUAAUUGUGAUAAUUUCAAUAUAUGUGAUAUAAAACAUAUACCCGAAACACGACCAACGCCUAUUCCACGUAAAAGUCGCAGCAAAAAGAUACUAAAUCCAGAUAAUUCAAAAAAUUUGAAUUCGUUUCAAGAUGAAAUUCAACAAAACAAUGAAUUGAUCAUGGAACCUAUUAUCAGACAACAGAAUUAUGAUCAUAAUGACGAUUCUGAUCAUUUGUCAAUAAAAACGUGCAAUAGUUUACCAACUCAUAUUCCAAACAACAAAAAUAGAUACCGGCAAUAA
Dermatophagoides pteronyssinus (European house dust mite) is the source of this 699-nucleotide messenger RNA. RefSeq lists its product as uncharacterized. The record is from RefSeq and is a predicted model, not a curated record. Lineage: Eukaryota; Metazoa; Arthropoda; Arachnida; Sarcoptiformes; Pyroglyphidae. Gene Ontology annotation, molecular function: protein binding. Gene Ontology annotation, cellular component: plasma membrane. Gene Ontology annotation, biological process: T cell receptor signaling pathway; protein localization to plasma membrane; integrin-mediated signaling pathway.